Molecule: messenger RNA, 492 nt
Organism: Sparassis crispa
Lineage: Eukaryota; Fungi; Basidiomycota; Agaricomycetes; Polyporales; Sparassidaceae
Exons: 3
Coding region: 1-492 (163 amino acids)
Source: RefSeq, a predicted model, not a curated record
AUGUUCGUGAAUAUAAUCGAGGAGUUCAAUAUUUCUAUAAAGAUGCUUGGUGUCACUGCAGACAAUGCAAUGUCAAAUAACCUGAUGAUCGACGAGCUGGCAAAGCUCAUUGAGUCAUUCCAGGGCCAGGCCAAUCAUGCACGCUGCUUCAACCACAUCAUGAACCUCAUGGCGAAGACUUUUCUCUGUCAAUUUGAUGUACCGAAAGGGAAGACCAAGGAUGCACUUGAUGAUGCAGAACGUGCACUGAUCGAGCUGGCAAAGGGCUUGAACAUGGGUGAGGAAGAUGGACAUGAAGAGAAUGCCCCCAAUAACAUUAAUGGAUGGAAAGAUGAAUGCCUGGGACUGACUUCUGAGGAGUGCAAGGUGCUCGACAUGAGCAUUCAGCCUGUUAAGCUCAUCCUCGUGAAGCCUGGAGUAGCUGCGAAAAAUUGCAAGCUCCAUUGUCUGCUCCUCCACCAAGCUCCUACCGGCUUGGUGAAGAGUGCUUGA